Molecule: messenger RNA, 10833 nt
Organism: Mus pahari (shrew mouse)
Lineage: Eukaryota; Metazoa; Chordata; Mammalia; Rodentia; Muridae
Gene: Rev3l
Product: REV3 like, DNA directed polymerase zeta catalytic subunit
Exons: 33
Coding region: 725-9880 (3051 amino acids)
Biological process (GO): double-strand break repair via homologous recombination; error-prone translesion synthesis
Cellular component (GO): nucleus; zeta DNA polymerase complex
Molecular function (GO): nucleotide binding; DNA binding; DNA-directed DNA polymerase activity
Source: RefSeq, a predicted model, not a curated record
UGGUUGCGUCCGUGACAUCAUCAUCAUGGCAACAAGAGCUGCAGCCUGGGACCGAGGAGCCCGUGUGAUUCCCGGCGGCGGCGGCCGUGGCGGCAGCAGCAGCGGCACCACCCGACCCGACGAACGCGCGAGGGCUUCUCUCCCGCUGCCUCUCGCCGGGAGCGUCUGAGGAGGCGGCGGCAGCACACAGCCUCCGCAGCCUGGGCGCGCCGCCGCCGCCGCCGCUCGUCCCGGCGUCCGUGCGAGGGGCGGGGGGGAAGCCGAACCGAGGAGGAAGGGGAGGAGGCGCCUCUGCGGAGCCCGCCGCCGCCGCUGCUGCCAGGUCGCUGAGUGGAGGGGAGGCGGUGGCGGCGGCGGCGAACAUGUUUUCUGUGCGGAUAGUGACUGCCGACUACUACAUGGCCAGCCCGCUGCCGGGGCUGGAUAUCUGCCAAUCCCCGCUCACCCAGCUCCCUGUCAAGAAGGUGCCGGUGGUACGAGUCUUCGGGGCGACCCCGGCAGAAUAAAAACCAAGACAAGCCACAUAAAAGCAUCCUAAAAAUUAAACUGUCAUCAUAUUAUUUGUUUUAAAACUAUGGAAUAAUAUAUCUGAGGAAGAUUACUCUCAAAAUUGUUUUUCUCAAUUUCAAGUCAGAAGACAUGUCUUCAUCUACAUGGCAUCUUUCCUUACCUCUAUGUGCCAUACGAUGGUUAUGGACAGCAGCCAGAAAGCUAUCUUUCUCAGAUGGCAUUCAGUAUCGACAGAGCACUUAAUGUGGCUUUAGGCAAUCCAUCUUCCACUGCUCAGCAUGUGUUCAAAGUGUCAUUAGUAUCAGGAAUGCCUUUUUAUGGUUAUCAUGAGAAGGAAAGACACUUUAUGAAGAUCUAUCUUUACAAUCCUGCAAUGGUGAAAAGGAUAUGUGAACUUUUGCAAAGUGGAGCCAUAAUGAAUAAAUGUUACCAGCCUCAUGAAGCGCAUAUUCCCUACCUCCUACAGCUCUUCAUUGACUACAAUCUUUAUGGAAUGAAUUUAAUAAACCUGGCUGCUGUCAAGUUCCGAAAAGCAAGAAGGAAAGGUGAUGCAUCACAUGCAGCUGGAUUAUUCAAGCAUCGGUUGUCAGGAAAUUCUCCUGCUGGCACUUUAUUUAGGUGGGAAGAGGAUGAACUACCAAGUUCUUUAUUGUUGGAAGGUGUUGAACCCCUGAGUACAUGUGAAUUAGAAGUGGAUGCUGUAGCUGCUGACAUCUUAAAUAGGCUGGACAUUGAGGCUCAGAUUGGUGGAAACCCUGGGCUGCAGGCCAUAUGGGAAGAUGAAAAACAGCGGAGAAGAAACAGGAAUGAAAGCUCUCAAGUCAGCCAGCCCGAGUCACAAGAUUGCAGAUUUGUACCAGCAACAGAAAGUGAAAAAAAAUUUCAGAAGAGACUUCAAGAAGUUCUCAAACAGAAUGAUUUCUCAGUCAGAACAUUAUCAGGAUCUGUGGACUACAGCAAUGGAUCCCAAGAGUUCUCUGCUGAAUUAACAUUACACUCUGAGAUUCUUUCUCCUGAAAUGCUACCGUGUUCACCAGCUAAUAUGAUAGAAGUCCACAAAGACACAGAUUUGAGCAGAGGUAAUACUAAACACAAAGCAGAAGAAGCACUUAUUAAUGAAGAAGCAAUUUUGAACCUCAUAGAAAAUAGUCAGACUUUUCAGCCUUUGACUCAGAGACUGAGUGAGACACCAGUUUUCAUGGACAGUAGUCCUGAUGAGUCGCUGGUCCAUCUUCUUGCUGGUUUGGAAAGUGAUGGAUAUCAAGGAGAAAAGAAUAGGAUGCCAUUACCAUGUCACUCCUUUGGAGAAUCGCAAAACCCCCAAAAUAGUGACGAUGAAGAGAACGAACCACAGAUUGAGAAGGAGGAGAUGGAGCUUAGUGUGGUGAUGUCCCAGAGAUGGGACAGUGAUAUUGAAGACCAUUGUGCCAAAAAGAGGUCACUGUGCAGGAAUGCCCACAGAAGUUCUACUGAAGAAGAUGACUCGUCCUCAGAAGAGGAAAUGGAGUGGACUGAUAAUAGUUUGCUUUUUGCCAAUCUCUCUAUACCUCAGUUAGAUGGAACUGCAGAUGAAAAUAGUGACAAUCCAUUAAACAAUGAAAAUUCUAGAACCCACUCUUCUGUGAUCGCGACAAGCAAGCUAUCAGUAAGACCCUCCAUCUUUCACAAAGAUGCUGCUACGUUAGAACCUCCAUCUUCUGCUAAGAUUACCUUUCAGUGUAAACACACAAGUGCCCUUUCUUCCCAUGUUUUAAACAAAGAUGAUUUAACUGAAGGCCUUUCACAACCAAACAGUACAGGAGAAGGUCGAGAUCAUUCAGUCACUUUUACAAAGGAAAGUACUUACUCUGUGAAGUACCCUGGAUCUUUAAGUAGUACUGUUCAUUCAGAUAAUUCUCACAAAGAGGUCUGUAAGAAAGACAAGUCUUUGCCGGUAUCUUCCUGUGAAAGUAGUGUUUUUGAUUAUGAAGAAGAUAUUCCAUCUGUUACAAGACAAGUACCAAGUAGAAAGUACUCGAACAUGAGAAAGAUUGAAAAGGAUGGCUCUUUCAUACAUGUGAACCGUCACACUAGUGAGACUAUAUUGGGGAAAAACUCUUUCAACUUUGCUGACUUAAAUCACUCAAAACAUAAAUUAUCGUCUGAAGGAAACGGAAAGGGAAAUAGCACAUCUUUUAGUGGUGUACUUCCCACUUCGCUAACGGAAAGCUGUGACUUGCUGCCAUCUUCAGGGGAGAACAGAACUGCGGCUCAUUCUCUCGAUAGCAUCACUGAUGGGAGUGGACUAAACAAACUUAAGAUCAGAUAUGAAGAAUUCCAAGAGCAUAAGAUGGAAAAGCCCAGUCUCAGCCAGCAAGCAGCACAUUAUAUGUUCUUCCCCAGUGUUGUCCUUUCUAAUUGUCUCACUAGGCCACAGAAACUUUCUCCUGUCACAUACAAACUACAACCUGGCAGUAAACCUUCCCGGUUAAAAUUGAAUAAAAAGAAGUUAAUAGGUCUUCAGGAAACUUGUACCAAAAGUAGUGAAACUGGAGCCACAAAAGACAGUUGUACGCAUAAUGACCUGUACAGUGGUUCUUCCGAGAAGGAUAAUGGAUUGAGUAGUGACUUAGUUAAAGCUACUCAUGGGGCAUUUGAAAAUAAAAUACCUACAGAACAUUUUAUAGACUGUCAUUUUGGAGAUGGAUCUUUAGAAGCUGAACAGUCUUUUGGACUAUAUGGAAAUAAAUAUACACUUAGAGCCAAACGCAAGGUUAAUUAUGAAACAGAAGAUAGUGAGUCAAGUUUUGUAACACAGAACUCAAAAAUUAGCCUACCUCAUCCCAUGGAAGUUGGUGAAAAUUUAGAUGGAACUCUCAAAUCCCGAAAACGAAGAAAAAUGUCUAAAAAGUUGCCCCCUGUCAUUAUAAAGUAUAUUAUUAUUAAUAGAUUUAGAGGGAGAAAAAAUAUGCUUGUGAAGCUAGGUAAAAUAGAUUCUAAAGAAAAACAAGUAAUAUUAACUGAGGAAAAAAUGGAACUUUAUAAAAAGCUUGCACCUUUGAAGGAUUUCUGGCCAAAAGUUCCUGACUCCCCUGCAACCAAAUAUCCCAUUUAUCCACUAACACCAAAGAAGAGUCACAGAAGGAAGUCAAAACAUAAAUCUGCUAAGAAAAAACCUGGGAAGCAGCACAGAGCAAACAGUGAAAAUAUUAAAAGAACUUUAUCUUUCAGAAAGAAGCGGACACAUGCUGUCCUUUCUCCUCCCUCCCCAUCAUACAUUGCUGAAACCGAAGACUGUGACUUGAGUUAUAGUGACGUUAUGUCUAAGCUAGGCUUUCUUUCUGAGAGAAGCACAAGCCCUAUCAAUUCCUCUCCACCGCGAUGCUGGUCUCCCACAGACCCGAGAGCUGAAGAAAUUAUGGCUGCUGCAGAAAAGGAAUCGAUGCUUUUUAAGGGUCCUAAUGUAUAUAACACUAAGACUCUUAGUCCUCGGGUGGGAAAAGCUAGUCGAGCAAGAGCACAGGUUAAGAAGUCAAAAGCAAGACUUGCUAACUCCUCUGUAGUUACUAACAAAAGAAACAAACGGAAUCAGACAACUAAACUAGUGGAUGAUGGAAAGAAGAAACCAAGAGCAAGGCAGAAACAGAGAGCCAAUGAGAAGAGUCUGUCAAGGAAGCAUGCAAUACCUGUGGAUGAAACGACAAAACCGUGCUCCGAGGCUGAGCCCACACCAAACUACCGGAGUAUGUCUGAGCUCACAAGUAGUUCUGGUGCUCAAGCACUUUCUAAACAGAAAGAGAUGUCACAGACAGGCCCUGCCAUGGAUCAACCUCUUCCUCCUUCCCAACCCACUGGAAUUAAUGCACAACAGCGGCUGUCUAACUGCUUUUCCUCGUUCUUAGAAAGCAAGAAGUCUGUAGAUUUGCGAACAUUCCCCCUUUCAAGAGAUGAUUCACAGUCUUCUGUUGUUUAUAAUUCUAUAGGACCUGGAAUCUCAAAAAUUAAUAUUCAGAGAUCUCAUACUCAAAGUGCUAUGUUUACUCGAAAGGAAACAACCUUGAUUCAAAAAAGCAUAUUCGACCUUUCUAACCAUUUGUCUCAGGUAGCACAGAGUACACAGGUAUGUUCAGGUAUAAUAUCUCCAAAAACAGAGGAGAGCUCAAAUAUACAAAAAAACUGUGGGUCAUCUACGGGAAAGUUAAAUGAGUAUCGAAGUUCCCUAGAAUCAAAGCCAGAACAAGUCUGUGCCCCUAGUUUUUUGCACUGCAAAGACAGUCAGCAACAGACUGUGAGUGUGUCAGAACAAUCAAAAAACAGUGAAACUUGUUCUCCAGGAAAUGCAGCUUCUGAGGAGAGCCAGACACCUAAUUGUUUUGUCACUUCUUUGAAAAGUCCCAUCAAACAAAUAGCAUGGGAGCAAAAACAGAGGGGCUUUAUUUUAGAUAUGUCAAAUUUUAAGCCUGAAAAGGUAAAACAAAGGUCAUUGUCAGAAGCAAUUUCACAAACCAAAGCGCUGUCUCAAUGUAAGAAUCAAAAUGUGUCAACGCCUUCAGUAUUUGGUGAAGGACAAUCUGGGCUAGCUGUUCUAAAAGAAUUGUUACAAAAAAGACAACAGAAAGCACAAAGUACAAAUGUCGUACAAGACUCAACGUCUACUCAUCAGCCAGAUAAGAAUAUCUCUGUUUCUAAUGAGCAUAAGAAAACAAAUAAGCGAACACGAGCAGUGACUUCUCCAAGAAAACCUCGGACUCCCAGAAGAACAAAACCUAAGGAGCAAACCCCCAGACGUCUAAAAGUAGAUCCUCUAAACCUACAGACCUCUGGUCACUUGGAUAAUUCCCUAUCAGAUGACAGUCCCAUCCUUUUCUCAGAUCCAGGUUUUGAAAGUUGUUAUUCACUUGAAGAUAGUCUGUCUCCUGAACAUAAUUAUAAUUUUGAUAUUAACACAAUUGCUCAGACUGGAUUUUGUAGCUUUUACUCUGGUAGUCAGUUUGUUCCAGCUGAUCAGAAUUUGCCGCAGAAGUUUCUAAGCGAUGCUGUUCAGGAUCUUUUUCCAGGACAAGCUAUAGAGAAGAAUGAGCUUCUAAGUCAUGACAAACAGAGUUGUAAUGAGGAAAAGCAUCACAUCCCUGACUCAAGCCCAUGGAUCAGAGCCAGUGCUUUAAACCCUGAACUUUUUGAGAAGGUAGCUAUGGAUAACAAUGAGAAUCAUCGGCACAGCCAGUGGAAAAAUAGCUUUCAUCCUCUGACAUCUCAUUCUAACUCAAUAAUGGAAUCUUUUUGUGUCCAGCAAGCAGAGAACUGUCUAACAGAAAAAUCAAGACUGAAUAGGAGUUCAGUGAGUAAGGAAGUGUUUCUCAGUCUCCCACAGGCAAGCAGUUCAGACUGGAUUCAAGGUCACAACCGAAAAGAAGCAGAGCAGUCUCUAGACUCUGCUAAUACCUCUUUUACUACCAUGCUUUCCUCCCCUGAUGGGGAGCUUGUGGAUGCAGCUUCUGAAGAUUUAGAAUUGUAUGUUUCAAGAAACAACGAUGUGUUGACACCAACUCCUGAUAGUUCACCAAGGUCUGCCAGUUCUCCCUUACAAUCUAAAAAUGGCAGUGUUACUCCUCGAACUGCUCAUAUUCUGAAACCACUUAUGUCCCCACCAAGUAGGGAAGAAAUCGUAGCAACUUUGCUAGAUCAUGAUCUUUCAGAGGCUAUAUAUCAGGAACCAUUUUGCAGUAAUCCUUCGGAUGUGCCCGAAAAGCCCAGGGAGAUUGGUGGCCGGCUCCUAAUGGUGGAAACUCGACUUCCAAACGACCUGAUUGAAUUUGAAGGAGACUUUUCCUUGGAAGGACUUGGCCUGUGGAAAACAGCCUUCUCAGCAAUGACACAGAAUCCCAGGCCAGGGUCCCCACUUCGUAAUGGCCAAGCAGUUGUCAAUAAAGAGUCAAGUAAUAGCCAUAAGAUGGUAGAAGAUAAAAAAAUUGUAAUUAUGCCUUGCAAGUAUGCUCCAAGUCGGCAACUGGUUCAAGCAUGGCUUCAAGCCAAAGAAGAAUAUGAACGUUCAAAGAAACUCCGUAAAACCGAGUUAACUCCAUUGACAAAAUCUGCUGAAAAUGCCAGCCCUUCAGUUAAUCCAGGUGACACACAUGCAGUCUCUCCACAAGUGGAUAAAUGCCCACAUACACUUCCUUCUACAGCACAUACCAAGGAAGAAGUUAGUAAGUCUCAGAUUGCUUUGCAAACAUCAACUACAGGAUGCAGUCCGACAGUAAGUGCCAGUCAGAUACUGCUAGCAGCUGCCUCUGCAGCUGUCCCUGAGGAAGAUGAAGACGAUGAUGAUAACUGUUAUGUUAGUUACAGCUCCCCUGAUUCUCCAGGUAUUCCACCUUGGCAGCAGGCAACAUCCCCAGACUUCAGAUCAUUAAACGGAGAUGACAGACAUUCAUCACCAGGAGAGGAGCUUUGCUCCCUAGCUGUUGAGAACUUCUUAAAGCCAAUAAAAGAUGGUAUCCAAAAAAACUCCUGCUCUGACUCUUGGGAGCCUCAAGUGAUCUCUCCAAUCCAUGCUAGGGCAAGAACUGGGAAGUGGGAUCCACUUUGCCUUCAUAGUACACCAGUUAUGCAGAGAAAAUUCCUGGAAAAGCUUCCUGAAGCAACUGGCCUUAGCCCUUUAUCUGUAGAACCAAAAACACAGAAGUUGUAUAAUAAGAAAGGAAGUGAUGCUGAUGGUCUCAGGAGAGUUCUCCUGACAACGCAAAUGGAGAAUCAGUUUGCAGCAGUAAAUACUCCAAAGAAAGAAACUUCUCAGAUUGAUGGACCGUCCUUAAACAAUACCUAUGGUUUCAAAGUCAGCAUACAGAACUUACAGGAGGCAAAGGCUUUACAUGAGAUACAAAAUCUGACCUUAAUCAGUGUGGAGUUACAUGCUCGAACUAGAAGAGACUUACAACCAGAUCCUGAGUUUGACCCAAUCUGUGCUUUGUUCUACUGCAUUUCAUCUGACACUCCACUCCCAGACACAGAGAAAACAGAACUCACGGGUGUAAUCGUGAUUGAUAAGGACAAGACAGUCACCCAUCAAGAUAUCAGAUGUCAGACCCCAUUACUUAUCAGAUCUGGCAUUACAGGAUUACAAGUGACCUACGCUGCUGAUGAGAAGGCUCUCUUUCAGGAGAUUACAAAUAUAAUAAAGAGGUAUGACCCUGACAUUCUGCUAGGCUAUGAGAUUCAGAUGCACUCCUGGGGCUACCUCUUACAGAGGGCGGCUGCUCUGAGCGUGGACUUAUGUCAGAUGAUCUCUCGAGUGCCAGAUGACAAAAUUGAAAACAGAUUUGCAGCGGAAAGAGAUGAUUAUGGAUCAGAUACAAUGAGUGAAAUCAAUAUUGUUGGAAGAAUUACCCUGAACCUUUGGAGAAUCAUGAGAAAUGAGGUUGCCCUGACUAACUACACUUUUGAAAAUGUGAGCUUUCAUGUUCUGCAUCAGCGUUUCCCCCUUUUUACCUUCCGAGUCUUGUCGGACUGGUUUGAUAAUAAGACAGAUCUCUACAGAUGGAAAAUGGUUGAUCAUUAUGUCAGCCGUGUCCGUGGAAAUCUCCAGAUGUUAGAACAGCUGGACCUAAUUGGAAAAACCAGUGAAAUGGCCAGACUUUUUGGCAUUCAGUUUUUACAUGUAUUAACAAGAGGUUCACAGUACCGUGUGGAGUCAAUGAUGUUGCGUAUUGCUAAACCAAUGAACUAUAUCCCUGUGACACCUAGUAUUCAGCAGAGAUCCCAAAUGAGAGCCCCACAGUGUGUUCCCCUCAUUAUGGAACCUGAGUCUCGUUUCUAUAGCAACUCUGUUCUUGUUCUGGAUUUCCAGUCACUAUAUCCUUCAAUUGUGAUUGCAUAUAACUACUGCUUUUCCACUUGCCUUGGCCAUGUAGAGAAUUUGGGAAAGUAUGAUGAGUUCAAAUUUGGCUGUACCUCUCUAAGAGUACCUCCAGAUUUACUUUACCAAAUUAGGCAUGACAUCACAGUGUCCCCCAAUGGAGUAGCUUUCGUCAAGCCUUCUGUACGAAAGGGUGUUCUACCAAGAAUGCUUGAAGAAAUUUUGAAGACUAGAUUGAUGGUGAAGCAGUCAAUGAAGUCUUACAAGCAGGACAGAGCCCUGUCACGGAUGCUCAAUGCCCGUCAGCUAGGACUGAAGCUGAUAGCAAAUGUCACGUUUGGCUACACAUCUGCUAAUUUCUCCGGGCGAAUGCCAUGCAUCGAGGUUGGUGAUAGCAUUGUUCACAAAGCUAGAGAGACCUUGGAACGAGCAAUUAAACUAGUGAAUGAUACCAAGAAAUGGGGUGCUAGGGUUGUUUAUGGUGAUACUGACAGUAUGUUUGUGCUACUGAAAGGAGCCACCAAGGAGCAGUCUUUUAAGAUUGGUCAAGAAAUUGCUGAAGCUGUUACUGCUACUAAUCCUAGGCCAGUGAAACUGAAGUUUGAAAAGGUGUAUUUGCCCUGUGUUUUACAAACAAAAAAGAGAUAUGUGGGUUACAUGUAUGAAACACUGGAUCAGAAGGACCCAGUAUUUGAUGCGAAAGGAAUAGAAACAGUCAGAAGAGACUCUUGCCCUGCUGUUUCUAAGAUACUUGAGCGUUCUCUAAAGCUGCUGUUUGAAACAAGAGAUAUUAGUCUAAUUAAACAGUAUGUACAGCGACAAUGUAUGAAACUUGUGGAAGGGAAGGCCAGCAUACAAGAUUUUAUCUUUGCCAAGGAGUACAGAGGAAGUUUUUCUUACAGGCCUGGAGCCUGUGUUCCAGCCCUUGAACUUACAAGGAAAAUGCUUGCUUAUGAUCGGCGCUCUGAGCCUCGAGUUGGAGAACGAGUGCCAUAUGUCAUUAUUUAUGGGACCCCUGGACUACCCCUUAUCCAGCUGAUAAGGCGCCCAGCAGAAGUCUUACAAGAUCCCACUCUGAGACUGAAUGCCACUUACUAUAUCACCAAACAAAUUCUUCCACCCCUGGCCAGAAUCUUCUCUCUUAUUGGUAUUGAUGUCUUCAGCUGGUAUCAAGAAUUACCAAGGAUCCAGAAAGCUACCAGCUCCUCCAGAAGUGAACUUGAAGGACGGAAAGGCACUAUCUCUCAGUAUUUCACUACUUUGCACUGUCCUGUGUGUGAUGACCUGACUCAGCAUGGUAUCUGUAGUAAAUGUCGGAGCCAACCUCAGCAUGUAGCAAUCAUCCUCAACCAAGAAAUUCGAGAAUUGGAGCGUAAACAGGAGCAACUUGUAAAGAUAUGCAGGAACUGUACGGGUUCCUUCGACCGACAGAUCCCGUGUGUUUCUCUCAACUGCCCGGUACUUUUUAAACUCUCACGAGUAAACAGAGAAUUAUCCAAGGCACCAUACCUGCGACAGUUACUGGACCAGUUUUAAGGUAGCGGUAUCACAGGAUCCCAGGUGCUAUCUGUUCAGUGUUUACCACUCAACUCCUCUGCAUGGUGCUUUCUCAACCUCCAUCAAGUCAAAGAUGUUCACCUGUCUGUCUGCCAUCCAAGACUAGGAAGAUUUCUGCUAACGGAAUUAAAAAGGACACAUGCUGCUCUCUGGAUAGCUCACUUCCUACAGUGUACAAAUUCCUCAUCAUUUCACCUUUGAACAUCGUUUUAUAAUACUACAGGUGUUGGAUUUGCUCCAGUUUAUGUACCAUCUUGUAAAUCCAUUUGAACAGAUCAUGUUUACUUCCCUGUGGAAGGAACACUGAAAACCUCUUAAAGUCAUUCGUGUGUAUUCCUUAAACUGUCUGUAUCAGGAUGUGUUGCUUAGAGAUAUUCACUCACUUUAUAAUUUUGACUGCAAAAUAUUUUGUAAAUACACUUUUUUACUUUUCAAAUAACUGAGUAAAAUAAUGUGCAAUGAAUUUUAUACAAUGAUUUUCACGUUGUUGGUAUAUCUCCUCUAGGUUUUGCUUGACUCAAAGGGUAGAUUUGUUACUUUGAUCAAACUGUGCAAAUAGUACCAUGUGUAGCAUUUUUGAAACAUUCUUUUCUAAAGACCGCUGUCUUGCUAUAGCUACUAACGGGGCAUUGUGAGGAACUGUGCAAAGACAUUUUUGUUACAAACCUGUGGGCCUGUUGCAAUACUUUAAAAAUAAAAUAAAAAAAAUUUAUUCCAUUUUGCCUGUUUUGUAUAGACAUUUCUAUUGCUUCUAAAUAUGCUUAAAAUAUUUUCUUUCCUUAUGUACUGUACAGUUAAUCUUAUUUGCCAUCCCUUGAACACAAAUGUGUAUUUAGGAUAUUUGUAUAACUGUAUAAAAUGAAAAAGGAAUUAUGUGGUUAGUGCAUUGUUUUUUAAACUGGAAAUCCUUUUGUUUUGAGAGUUAAUAAUGG